GGCCAGGCGCGGGGCUACGGCGAUGGCCACCACGGGGGCCCUGGGCAACUACUACGUGGACUCCUUCCUGCUGGGCACGGACGCGGCGGAGGAGCUGAGCGCCGCCGGCCGCUACGCGCCGGGGCCUCUGGGCCAGCCCCCACGGCAGGCGCCCGCGCUGGCCGAGCACCCCGACUUCAGCCCUUGCAGCUUCCAGUCCAAGGCGGCGGUGUUCGGCGCCUCGUGGAACCCGGUGCACGCGGCGGGCGCCAACGCCGUGCCCGCGGCCGUGUACCACCACCACCACCACCCCUACGUCCACCCCCAGGCGCCCGUGGCCGCUGCGGCGCCGGACGGCAGGUACAUGCGCUCCUGGCUGGAGCCCACGCCCGGCGCGCUCUCCUUCGCGGGCUUGCCCUCCAGCCGGCCUUACGGCAUUAAACCUGAACCGCUGUCGGCCAGAAGGGGUGACUGUCCCACGCUUGACACCCACACUUUGUCCCUGACUGACUAUGCUUGUGGUUCUCCUCCAGUUGAUAGAGAAAAACAAUCCAGCGAAGGCGCCUUCUCCGAAAACAAUGCUGAGAAUGAGAGCGGCGGAGACAAGCCCCCCCUCGACCCCAAUAAUCCGGCGGCCAACUGGCUUCACGCGCGCUCCACGCGGAAGAAGCGCUGCCCCUACACCAAGCACCAGACGCUGGAACUGGAGAAAGAGUUCCUGUUCAACAUGUACCUCACCAGGGACCGAAGGUACGAGGUGGCCCGACUGCUCAACCUCACCGAGAGGCAGGUCAAGAUCUGGUUCCAGAACCGCAGGAUGAAAAUGAAGAAAAUCAACAAAGACAGAGCAAAAGACGAGUGAUGCGAGGCGGGUUGAGUUAGCAAACAGAGCAAGCUAGAGAGAAAGCGAAAGGACGGGCUGUCCCCUUCCUCUGGCCGCCCAUCCCAGCCAAAGGCCCUGGCACAACGCUGCUCUAACCCCCCAGGUCUCCCCCAAAUCCUGCUCAGGCUGGCUCCUAGGCUUUCGGCUUUGAUGGAGGAGGUAUUGUAUGCUUUCCACUUUCUGUCAGGAAAAUAAAAUUUAAAAAAAAAAGAGGGCAUUAAUGCUGAUGGCUGUGCGUGCUAGCUUGUAUAUAUUAAAAAAAAUCUACCUGCUCCUGACUUAAAACAAAAGAAAAAAAACUACCUUUUUAUAAUGCACAACUGUUGAUGGCGGGCUGUAGAGUUUUAGUUAUGUAGUUAAUUUAAUUUGCUCUUUGUUGGGGCAGAUCCCUCUGCUCCUAUACUUGAACACUGUGCUUUAUUGUGGUAAUUAUGUUUUGUGACUCAAACUUCUGUGCUGGGUGAGGUACCCGUUGUUGUGUUUGUGGAAGCUAGAAUUCAAUUUAAACUCAGGUUGUUUGGGGUGGGAGGGGAACAGUUGCAUAGAGUAUAGCUCUGUAGUGGGAUGUCUUUCUGUAUAACUAGGCUGUUAACCUAUGAUUGUAAACUAGCGAUAAGGAUUUUCCAGUGAAAUAAAAUUUGAAAAAAAAAAAGGGGGGGUUAGUUCUCCAGGAAGCAUAGAUUCCUCUUUCGAAAUGGAGACAUUUUGGGCUCUAAUGCUACAUAGUUCUGUCUUGUCCAUUGUAUAUAUAAUCUAUAUAUCAAGAAAAAAUUUUCAUAAUCAGAUAAGCUUGAAUAUUGUUGUUGUUUUGGGUGUUGUUUUUUUUUUUUGCACCAGAGGAACAGCGAGGAAAUUCGGAGCUAUACAUAUGUGCAGAAGGUUACUACCUAUGGUUUACUUAAUUUUUAAUUGGGGAAAAAAUGAAUGAUUAUUGUAAUGGAGUUAAUUUUAUUGAUAAUAAAUUAUACACCAUAAACCGCCACUGAGCUGCUGUACAUUUGUAUCCUUGAUGAAUUUUGAGUUUCCAUCGGGCUGAACAUACACUGUAUAUUUUGCAAUAAUUACCUCAAGGCCUACUGACCAAAUUGUUGUGUUGAGAUAUUUAACUUUUUGCCAAAUAAAAUA
Messenger RNA from Dipodomys ordii (Ord's kangaroo rat), 1987 nucleotides. RefSeq names its product homeobox A9 (gene Hoxa9). Gene Ontology annotation, molecular function: DNA-binding transcription factor activity, RNA polymerase II-specific; RNA polymerase II cis-regulatory region sequence-specific DNA binding. Bases 23 to 841 code for a protein of 272 amino acids. Gene Ontology annotation, biological process: regulation of transcription by RNA polymerase II; embryonic skeletal system morphogenesis; proximal/distal pattern formation. The transcript is spliced from 2 exons. Lineage: Eukaryota; Metazoa; Chordata; Mammalia; Rodentia; Heteromyidae. The record is from RefSeq and is a predicted model, not a curated record. Gene Ontology annotation, cellular component: nucleus.